UCCCUGCGUGGGGCUGGCGGCGCGGAGUUGAGGCAGUGAAGGAAUCCAGCCUGCCCAGCGGCCCAGCGGCCCUACCGCCGCUCUCCCUCAGCUCGCUCUCCGCGCUGCAGGGGCCGCCAGCGCCGCGCCCCGGCCCGGGACAGAGCAGCUGCGCUCGCAACAAGGAGACUCCAGAACCCAGGCUGCUUUCAGGAACAUCUCUGUAGAUUCCCAGGUCCUGUGGUCAGAGCUGCAAGCCCUGGUGAGUCCCGCUGCAUCUACAUGGCUGGAACACAGGAAACCGGAGCUUCGGCGAGCAAGGCUUAUACCCCUAGAAGGAAGAUGGCUGAACUCAACACUCAUGUGAACGUCAAAGAGAAGAUCUACGCAGUUAGAUCAGUUGUUCCGAACAAAAGCAAUAAUGAAAUCGUCCUGGUACUCCAACAGUUUGAUUUUAAUGUGGAUAAAGCCGUACAGGCCUUUGUGGAUGGCAGUGCUAUUCAAGUUCUUAAAGAAUGGAACAUGACAGGAAAGAAGAAGAAUAAUAAAAGGAAGAGAAGCAAAUCCAAGCAGCAUCAAGGCAACAAAGAUGCUAAGGACAAGGUGGAGAGGCCAGAGGUGGGGCCCCUGCAGCCCCAGGCACCACUGGUACAAAAUGGUCACAUGAAUGGCUGCGAAAAGGACAGCUCAUCCCCUGACUCUACCAGAGAAAAACUGGCCCUCACACCACGUGAGAAAAAGAUCUCAAUACUGGAGGAACCUCCAAGGGCUCAGCGUGGGAUCACAGAAGGCGGCAGACUACUGCAGCAGAAAAUGUCCUUAGAUGGGAACCCCAGAGCGAUUCAUGGACCAUCAGAGAGGUCAGAUGGCCCACAGUGGUCAGCUGGGCAGCCUUGUAACCCAAGCAAGCCUAAGGCAAAAACAUCUCCUGUUAAGUCCAAUGCCCCUGCAGCUCAUCUUGAAAUAAAGCCAGAUGAGCUGGCAAAGAAAAGAGGCCCAAAUAUUGAGAAAUCGGUGAAGGAUCUGCAGCGCUGCACUGUUUCUCUGACGAGAUACCGCGUCAUGAUCAAGGAAGAAGUGGACAGUUCCGUGAAGAAGAUCAAAGCAGCAUUUGCUGAGCUACACAACUGCAUCAUUGACAAAGAAGUUUCACUGAUGGCAGAAAUGGACAAAGUUAAAGAAGAAGCCAUGGACAUCCUGACUGCCCGUCAGAAGAAAGCAGAGGAGCUGAAGAGACUGACUGACCUAGCCAGUCAGAUGGCAGAGAUGCAGCUGGCCGAACUCAGAGCCGAAAUUAAGCACUUUGUCAGCGAACGCAAGUAUGACGAGGAGCUGGGGAAGGCUGCCCGCUUCUCCUGUGACAUUGAACAGCUGAAAGCCCAAAUCCUGAUCUGUGGAGAAAUUACACAUCCAAAGAACAAUUACUCCUCAAGAGCUCCCUGCAGCUCCCUGCUGCCUCUGCUGAACACUCAUGCAGUAGCUUCCGGGAAACAGGGGAAUUUUGCCCGGAAGUCAUCCGGUCACAACAAGCCCUCUGAGGGGAAAGCAGCAAACCCCAAAAUGGUGAGCGGACUUCCCAACACUGCCGAUGCGUGUCACCAGACCAUGCCCACUAACAAGCAGCAGAAUGGACCUUCCAGCCAAAGACGAAGAUUUAAUCCACAGUAUCACAACAGGCUAAAUGGUCCAGCCAAGUCACAGGGUGGUGGUAAUGAAGCAGAUCCCAUGGCGAAGAGCAACAGCCGCCAUGAACACAGAAGACAGCCACAUAAUGGUUUCCGUCCCAAAAACAAAGGUGGUGCCAAAAACCAAGAGGCCCCCUUGGGGACAAAGGCCCCAGAGGCCCCCCCACAUUCUGAAAAAGCCCGUCGAAGGCAGCAUGCUGCAGACAACUUAGAGGCCAGGCCUUUCCGGGGUAAUGUCAGUAGGGUUUCACAGUGCAAUCUUUGUCCCUCUAGAAUAGAAGUUUCCACAGAGGCCACGGUCCUCUCAGUCCCCACUGUGACGUUGGUGGCCUGAGCUGGGAAAGAAGAGAGCAGGUUUUGCCUGGCUGUGGUUCCCUGCCCAAGGUGCUGACCUAAUCGCUGCCAAAAGAGAGUCAAUCAGAAUAUCCAAGUCCUGUAUGUGUGUGUCAUCCUCUCGCGAUCAUUUUUACUAAUCCUAAUACUCUGCUCUAGCUUGCUUCAGAACUCCCGUGGCUUUGCUUGAUCUGUUGUUGCUUCUCCUCAUCAAGACUUUGCAUCAUGUUAGCCAGCCAGUAUUUACUCAUUGUUAGGAAAAUUGAGCUGUGGCUGAAGACCAGAGGCUCAGUUAGCAACCUCUGUUGUAGCUGUGCUGUCAACCCAUUGGUUGUCUUUAGAGAGUUAAUGUUGAAACAAGGAAUUCUUGGUCAGACAAACGUGAUCGGCUGAAGACACAUGUGCUUUUGUAGAAUUUAACAUCUGGUGUUUUUCUGAAAUAUAUAUAAAUAUAUAUAAACAUAUAUUGCUUUAUUUGAAACAAAUUAAAAUAUGCUGCAUUUGACACCUGGCUUGCUCUUUUUAUCGAUGCCUACCUUGUUGAAUGUUUUCUGUAGCACCUUUGAGAAAAAGUUAGAGAUCAGAAGUUCGGUGCAAAGCUCUGUUUCCCUUGAAAUAAAAACUGAAGAAAUAAUGAUACUCCCUCAGUUACCAUAGGGAUAGGUGCUACAUACCCCAAUCAUCUCAAAUGCCAUGUGGUAGUUGGAAACCUUGGACAUAACAAAAUUUACCUCAGCCUAGCUUACACAAUAGAUUAUGAGUUCAUUAGCCAGAGUCCAGUUUUCCCGAUCAUGAUUUCCGCUCCCUUCUCUUAAUUCUGAAUUCUGUCCUCCAUAUUCUGACACUAUAUUCAGCAUGAUAAUAAUGACUAAGCCCCUGAGCUCUCUCACUGGCUUCUGUGUGGGACACCGGUCUUGUCAGAAGUCACAGCAAAACUCUGGCAUGAAGUUACUUGUUAUAGACCUGACUGAAGAUCGUCCAUGGAGUGAAUGAGUCAGUAGCACACACUAGUUAACGAAUAUGUUAGUUCGAAUACCCAUAGUCCACCUGUGACCCUGAAGCAGGGCCUCCCCAGAAGCACUGCUUAUGUAGAGAAGACUACUGCAUCAGGAAGGGAGAGUGGGCAUAGAGUACCCCCAAACCACAGGCCCUCGGCUCCCCUGUCUUUUGACUGUCAGGCAUGCUUUGCUGAUUGCUUUCAUGUGCAAAUGCACCCUUUCAACUCCAUGUUGAGAUUUUUUUUCUGACAACCCAGGUUCCCUGGUUCUUGUCCUCCACCCAGCCGAGCCUGCUAGCCACACAGGCAUCUGUUUCUUCUUGUGCCAAGUACAGGCGAAUGUUUGCUCUCUCCAGGGCUUUCCGAGGUCGCUGAGUGUACCCAGAGAUUUAACAGGAAUUCCAAAUGUCAAGUCGCAUUCCAGGAAGGAAGGAAGAGAAACCCAUCCAAAUAAGAAAAGAUGAAUUCUUGGGACCAUAGUCUCUGUUUACCCUGUCUGAGACUCUGAAUUUAUAUCUUACAAAUCAGAAGGAUUUUUUUUUUUUUUUACACAAGUUCUAUGUAGCAAGAUUCUGCUCAACCCCUGAAAAAAUGGCAGUUGGAAUGUGGCAGCUGUAAAGGCAGAGGCAGAUAAUUCUUACAAAAUGAAAGAAAAUGGCUGGGCCAGGUGAAAAAUGUGCCUGCUUCGUCAGAGUUCGAUCCAGCCACUCCUGUCUUCUCCCACACCCUCAGGAUACCCUGGAGUUAAGAAAACUCAGACACAUUCCCAAGAACAUAGCAAACACUCCCAGGUCACUGGAAAGAAGCAAAAGAAUGAUAAAAAGUAUUCAGAUCUGAUCACAUUGUUUCCUAGACUUUAGCCUUAGACUCUGGCAUGUGAUCAUUUUCGAAUUUGCAUUUUAAAAUGGUAAUUAGAUACUUUAGGUCUUUGAAAUAAAUACUCUGUCACAUUUCUUCA
Messenger RNA from Mus caroli (Ryukyu mouse), 3952 nucleotides. It is a transcript of the gene Spats2l, whose product is annotated as spermatogenesis associated serine rich 2 like. Gene Ontology annotation, cellular component: cytoplasm. NCBI's taxonomy places the organism in Eukaryota, Metazoa, Chordata, Mammalia, Rodentia, Muridae. Gene Ontology annotation, molecular function: protein binding. The record is from RefSeq and is a predicted model, not a curated record.